Messenger RNA from Hibiscus syriacus, 684 nucleotides. RefSeq names its product agamous-like MADS-box protein AGL62. Gene Ontology annotation, molecular function: DNA-binding transcription factor activity, RNA polymerase II-specific; RNA polymerase II cis-regulatory region sequence-specific DNA binding; protein dimerization activity. NCBI's taxonomy places the organism in Eukaryota, Viridiplantae, Streptophyta, Magnoliopsida, Malvales, Malvaceae. The transcript has a single exon. The coding region runs from base 1 to 684 and encodes 227 amino acids. The record is from RefSeq and is a predicted model, not a curated record. Gene Ontology annotation, biological process: regulation of transcription by RNA polymerase II.
AUGCAUUUCAUCCAACAAGAAUGUUAUUCUAUAACAUCUCGAAAGUCUAAUAAAGAACUCCUUAACCUUCCUGUAAUUUUUUCUUUUGUCCUUUGUUUUUCUAGCAAUGGCAUCCCAAGCACGGGAAAGAAAACCAAGGGAAAACAAAAGAUCGAUAUUAAAGUCAUCGAAAAUAAAGAUGACAAAUUGAUCACAUUUUCGAAACGACGAACUGGAAUCUACAAAAAGUUAAACCAGAUAGCCACACUGUGUGGUACCGACUUUCUUUUCAUUUGCUUCUCUCCUGCAGGUAAGCCGUUUUCGUUUGGUCAUCCCUCGAUCGAAUCUGUUGCUAACCGCUUUUUAAAUAAUAAUAUUGAGCCUGCCCCAGACAACACUGAAUCUCUUGUUGAGGCUCAACGAAGAGAAAGAAUAAAUCGGAUAAUUCAAAAUUAUAAUGAGGCGGUGAACCAACUAGAGGCGGCCAAAGAGAGAGCAAAGGCACUUGCUCAGGUUAAGCAGGCCGGCGGGAGUGAAGGUAAUCAUUGGUGGAUAGCUCCCAUCGAUCAACUCGACCCUCAAGAGCUACAACAACUUGAAUCCCGUCACGAAGAGUUUCUCAACCAGCUCUACAUUACAAGGAGCAAAGUGAUUGAAGCCAUGACUUCUUCAAUACCUACUCCAAGGGAUCCUCCAUCGACUUGA